AUGACCUCGGAUAUAUACCAAGGACAUUUAAAUGUUGCCACAGAGUAUUCUAACAUGAGUGUAGGUGGGCAUAAUGGACUACAAGAUAGCCAAAUUCCCUACAAAAUGGGCGAUAGUAGCUCCGCGAGCACUUCAUACGUGUCGAGAUUUAUGGGGACGUUACCUGUAUUGGCAGCUAUGCCGAGUAUUUUAAUGACAUAUAAAGUAUCUUGUGGAGGGAUGGAUUGGGGCGCCAAGGUGAUGGCACUGGUAUUAUUUGCAAGUUGUUUUUUGACGGUUGUAAAGGGCUUAAACAAGGCUCAAGUGUUGUCUUCGUCACUGAAUGGUACACCCGCUGGUACGAUGGUGGUGGUUUUGGCGGUUUCAAUGGUUUAUUUCUCAAUCAAUAUGUUGUCGAUCAACAGGCUCUGUGUGCUCUACCUAGGUCUCUAUAUGAGCAAGUUUAACCCGUAUACUGUGUGUGGAUGUUUGAUAGAUCUCAUGACGGCCACCGAAGGGUAUUGGCAUGUCAUAUUGGGUUAUUUUUUGGUUUUUGUUUCAUUCAUCCUACUAUUGAGAAGCUUUUCUGGCCGUUCUGAGCUAAAUCUAGCUGUGCUUUUAAUCUCUGCAAUUAGCUCUGCCUCCUAUUUAAUAUUUUCAAAGCAGACAAUCAGCAUUAUCAUGUUGGGUUGCAACGUUUUCGCUUCAGCUGUGUUAUUAGUCUCACUUCAAGAUAGUGACUUAAUGAUUUCACGGGUGAAUCCAUUCUUGGUAUCGCUUUUAUCUUCCUCAUUCGAGUAUGUCAUUUUUUCGGUUGAUUUUAAUCUUGUCACUUGUGCAAAUACUAUACUUCCAUUGAUGAUAACAGUGGACAAAUCUGCAAACCUCGCACGUUCACUAGAACCACUGGUUAGUGGGACUACUUCUUCUGCCUCGAUUUUGAGAGAGUUAUUGUCCCAUUCGGAUACUAGGGCCAUCUUCAAUUUCCUUUUAUUGAAUUCAACAUUUAUGUUCGUCCAGCUCCUUUAUUCGUUCAGAUCUAAAUCAUUAGGCUUACUAUCUGAUUCUUUGCAUAUGGCAUUAGACUGUACUUCGCUCGCAUUGGGGCUAGUCGCAGGUAUUCUUUCGAAAAAUGAGGUAGACCCGAAUGGUAAGUUUCCAUUUGGAUUAAAAAAUUUUGAAAUUUUGGCUGGUUUCACGAAUGGAACUUUAUUAACUGGAAUAAGUGGGAGUAUCAUAUUCGAGGCGAUUGGGAGACUAUAUAAUCCUGUUGCGUUGCAGAAAACUAACGAAUUGUUUAUUGUAUCUGUAUUGGGACUUUUGGUGAAUCUUGUGGGAAUACUUGCAUUCAAUCAUGGCCAAGGUGGAUCUCACGAUCAUGGCCAUUCUCAUUCCCACUCUCAUUCGCAUUCUCACUCUCACGCUCAUUCCAGUCUGUCGCAUGGUGAGGAAGGUAUGAAUGAUAACAUGAAAGGUAUCUUUCUACACGUGUUGGCGGAUACUUUGGGCUCAGUUGGGGUAGUUAUUUCUACAAUCUUGACAAAUUGGUUUAAUUGGAAUGGAUUUGAUCCUAUAGCAUCAAUCAUAAUAGCUGUUUUGAUUUUUGCAUCCGCAAUUCCUUUGAUCAAGUCAACUGCAUCAUCAUUAUUGUUGAGUUUAUCUCAUGGCAACGAAGAGAAAGCCAGAUCCGUGCUCAAAAAUAUCUUACAGAUCCAAGGAGUGAAGUCCUUCACAACUCCACGGUUUUGGCCAAGCUCAAAGAACUCCUUGAUAGGUUACAUUCACAUUCAAAUCUACAGAGGUGAAAGCAUGGUAUCUCUCAAGAGACAAUGUGAGAAGCUUUUUAAGGACGAAUCCAUGAAUAUCAUGAUACAGAUGGAGAACGAUUAUGAAACAUGCUGGUGCAGAAGUAAUGAUAAUCUGAACGGUAUGUGA
This is a messenger RNA of Priceomyces carsonii, 1914 nucleotides long. RefSeq names its product metal cation transporter. Gene Ontology annotation, molecular function: zinc ion transmembrane transporter activity. Gene Ontology annotation, biological process: intracellular zinc ion homeostasis; zinc ion import into Golgi lumen. The coding region runs from base 1 to 1914 and encodes 637 amino acids. Gene Ontology annotation, cellular component: cytoplasmic vesicle; Golgi apparatus; membrane. The transcript has a single exon. The record is from RefSeq and is a predicted model, not a curated record. NCBI's taxonomy places the organism in Eukaryota, Fungi, Ascomycota, Pichiomycetes, Serinales, Debaryomycetaceae.